Galendromus occidentalis (western predatory mite) is the source of this 1806-nucleotide messenger RNA. It is a transcript of the gene ASPP, whose product is annotated as Ankyrin-repeat, SH3-domain, and Proline-rich-region containing Protein. NCBI's taxonomy places the organism in Eukaryota, Metazoa, Arthropoda, Arachnida, Mesostigmata, Phytoseiidae. Gene Ontology annotation, biological process: regulation of apoptotic process. Gene Ontology annotation, molecular function: p53 binding. The transcript has a single exon. The coding region runs from base 66 to 1313 and encodes 415 amino acids. The record is from RefSeq and is a predicted model, not a curated record. Gene Ontology annotation, cellular component: nucleus.
UGGUGAGCCCGGACUGGUUCAGAGAGUGUAGGUUUUCGAUCUGAAGGUGCGUGACUGUCAGGAAAAUGGUGAGAAUGAAUCGUCUCAAUGAGAUUGUGAUGCGCCAGCAGCAGAAGCUCGAUAUCCAUCACGAGCUGAUGCUCACGAAAGAAAAACGUUUGGAGGUUCUCCGAGACGCGGGAAAACUCCAUGCUGUCGAGGCGAAAGUCCGUUCCCUGAAGGCUCAUCGGGAACAAGUUGAAGAGCAGGAGAACAAGAAUGCCAUGCUGAGAGUUGAGCUCGACCAGCUUGCCGGAAUAUUCCGACAAAAACAGACGGACUUCAAUGCACUCGUGCAGAGGGUCGAUAUUCUAGCAACUCAGCUGGACGAGCUUGAACGUAGCGCAGGUUACGUACAACAACUGAAAGACAGACUCGACAAAAAGAAGGCAACUAAUGAAUAUUUCGAGGGCAGCCCCCAAGGAGGUCAGCCCCUCAAAUACAGGAAUACGCUCCCUCCAAACAGCAAGAUAAACCGUCCCUUCACGGCGGCGUCCGCGGCCCUGUCGGCGGCUGUUUCCGGUACACAAGCGAAAGCCGAAAGCGAACUACGAGAUGACGGCGGGACGAAACCAGUGAAAGAUAAGAAAUCAAACCGUAGAGUCAGUUUCGACCCGCUGGCUCUGCUCCUGGACGCUGCUCUCGAGGGAGAAUUGGAUCUCGUGGCGAAAAUCGUCGAAACCAUCCCCGAUCCGGAUCAGGGCAACGACGAAGGAAUCACCGCACUCCACAACGCCAUCUGCGCAAAUCACGAGGAUGUCGUGCUCUACCUCAUCGAAGCGGGUUGCGAUGUGAACGCUCAAGACGCCGACGGAUGGACCCCGUUGCACUGUGCAGCAUCCUGCAAUAACGUCCGCAUAGCACGGGCUCUCAUCGAAGGCGGAGCUUGCGUAUUCGCCAUGACCUAUGGCGAAAAGGACAUACCAUUGGAGAAGUGUGAGAAGAAUGAAGAGGGCUACCAAGAAUGUUUCGAGUACCUCGUCGGCGUACAAAACAGGCUCGAUGGAAAGGUGCACGCGAUGUUCGGAUACGAUAAGGAAAAUGAAGACGAACUGACUUUCGAUCGUGAUGAGAUUUUAACUGUUAUACGCCAGGGUGAUGGCAAAGAGAAAGAAUGGUAUUGGUGUAGGAAAUCCAACGGUGAAGAGGGCUAUGUCGCUCGGAACUUGUUAGCGGCCUUCCCUAGGAAGAAACAAAAGAAACCCCGUUCCGUACAGGAUGAUCAUAACAAUAACAACCGAUCCUCACAGAUGCAGCAAGCAAGCUCGACAUGAAGAGUUAUCUGUCCGAUGAGGCUCCGAUAUGCAUCUACUCAGCCGUUCCCUGGUUCUUUUAUCGCAGUCUCAUGAAAUGAAACAGCUCAUCUCAUAAGAUUUUUCUGCUCUGCGGUCCCUGUAUUGAGUGAGGAACUUGAUAGUCCCCAACAAAGUCAGUUUAUAGCUGUUAUCACUUCACAAGCAGUUGAAAGCCAUGAUAUAAACAAGGCUCAUUCGCGGAAAAUCACAUUCAUGUUUGAUCGAUGAAUAAUCAGCUCUGUGGAAUGGACUCGCCCUCCGAAUGAUCGGAAAGUCUCCGACCCGCGUCGAAGUCAGUGAUAAACAGCGCAGGUCAUUGGGCUCUACGAUGUUACGUUCUCAAACCUGUAUAGGAAAAAAGCCAUCUGGCCCGAUAAGUCUACUGUAAUAUUGUGUAGAUUUCCUCUGAGGAGUCGUCCUCCCUUCUUCGAAUCAUACUUUGAGGGAGCGCAUGUGUAAAUAAAAUAUGGGA